AUGAACAGCUUUCAGGCGAUCCUGGCCCAGGUGCGGAUGCUGCUGUCCAGCCUGCAGCCCAGGCAGGUGGAGGCCCUCUUGGAUGGCCUGCUGGAAGAAGAGCUGCUGUCCAGGGAAUACCAUGGUGCCCUGCUCCAGGAGCCCGACGGCGAGGCUCUGGCCAGGAAGAUCUCCCUGACUCUGCUGCAGAAAGGGGACUUGGACUCGGCUUUCUUGGGCUGGGCCUGCAGCAGGCUGAAGGGCCCCGAGGUGGAGAGGGGCACUGGAAGUGGUCAGCGUGCAGCCAUGGACCUGGCGCCUCUGGAAGGCAGCUACCUGGAGCUCCUGCACAGCAAUGUGGACCCUUUACACCUCUACCAAAUCUACGACCAGAUGGACCUGACUGGGGAGGAAGAAAUUGAGCUCUGCUCAGAGCCGGACACAGACACUAUCAACUGUGACCAGUUCAGUAGGCUGUUGUGUGAGAUGGAAGGGGACGAAGAGACUCGGGAGGCUUAUGCCAAUAUUGCGGAACUGGAUCAGUAUGUGUUUCAGGACGCCCAGCUGGAGGGUCUGAGCAAAGACCUGUUCAUAGAGCACAUAGGGGCAGAGGAAGGCUUCGGGGAGAGUGCGGAGAGCCUAGCAGAAGCAGAGCAGAGAGCUCAGAAAAGAUGCUUCUCAGAGGAAUAUCCUGCAGAUUCGAAGCAAAGGAAGCUAGCUGAGUCUGCCGACUUACCCAGAUUUACCGGCAACUUCCUGGUGGGGCUACCCAGCCACCCCAUCCUGCCCUGCCCACCACCUGCUCUGUCCAACCAGGAGCCAACACGGGACCAGAUCCGCGUAGAAGAAGGUACCCACGUGCCUGCACACCCCUCCAGGCCUUCACCAAGUGGCUCGGCUCUCCCCAGCGGGUGCCUCCGGCUCCUCUCCACUCUGCCCCAGGGACUCUGGCAAAUCUCAGGGGCUGGCACAGAGCUCUCCAGUGUCCUCAUCUAUCACGGUGAGCUGCCCCAGGCUGCCCCCGGACUCCCUUCAAGCGGCCCCGCUGUCCACAGCCUCCCAAAGUCUCCAGACAGACCUGGCUCCACCAGCCCCUUUGCUCCAUCUGCAGCCGACUUGCCCAGCAUGCCCGAGCCAGCCCUCACCUCCCGUGUCAAUACAGCAGAGUAUACAACCUCCUCCUCACCUUGCCAGGUGUCUCCAGAGGUCUCCAUCAAGCUUCCAAAAUGGCCUGAGACCGUGGAGAAGUUCCGGCGCUCGCUGCAGGACAGCUACCAAGCGGAGCCUGCAGGCCCGGGGGGUCCCCUGGUGGAGAUGGAGCUGGUGAGAGCCCGGCUGGAGAAGGGCAGCAACAAAAGCCAGGAGAGGGAGCUGGCCACCCCCGACUGGGGCGAGCGGCAGCCGGUCCGCGGGGGCCUGGCGGAGGUGCUGCGGGCUGCCCGGGACCGCCGCCGGCCACGAGAGACACAAGUGAUUGCUGUGCUGGGCAAGGCCGGCCUGGGGAAGAGCCGCUGGGCCCGGGAAGUGAGCCGGGCCUGGGCCUGCGGCCGGCUGCCCCAGUACGACUUUGUCUUCUACGUCCCCUGCCACUGUCUGGACCGCCUCGGGGAGACGUGCCGCCUGCGGGACCUGCUCUGCCCGGCGGGCCUCCGGCCACUGGCCGCGGACGACGAGGUCUUCAGCUACGUUGUGAGACGGCCUGACCGUGUGCUGCUCAUUCUAGAUGCUUUUGAGGAGCUCGAGGCCCAAGAUGGCCUCCUGUACAGCCCGUGUGGAUCCCUGUCCCUGGAGCCUUGCUCUCUCCAAGGGCUGCUGGCUGGCCUCUUCCAGCAGAAACUGCUGCGAGGCUGCACCCUGCUUCUCACAGCCCGGCCCCGAGGGCGCCUGGCCCAGAGCCUGAGCAAGGCCGACGCCAUCUUUGAGGUGACUGGCUUCUCAGAGAAGCAGGCCCAGACUUACGUGAGGCGUUACUUUGAGGGGGUGGCGGUGGGCCGAGAUGAGGCCUUGGCACUCGUUGAGAACCAGCCUUUUCUCAUGAGCCACUGGCACAGCCCUGCUUUGUGCUGGGCCACGUGCCAGCUCACCCAGGCUCUGGUCGAGCAGGGUGCGGACACCCAGCUUCCCUGCACGCUCACGGGACUCUAUGUUGGCCUAUUAGGCCCUGCAGCCAGGGACAGUCCCCCGGGGGCCCUGGCUGGGCUGGCCAGGCUGGCCUGGGAGCAGGGCCGGAAACACCAGAGUAUUUUACAGGAGGACCAGUUUCCAUCGACAGAGGCAAGGGCCUGGGCUGUGAGCCAAGGCUUGGUGCAGCCCGUCCCAGGGGCCACGGGGGCCCAGAUGGCCUUCUCUAGCUUCCCCCUCCAGUGUUUUCUGGGUGCUUUAUGGCUGGCACAGUGCAGCGAUGUCAGAGACAAGGAGAUACCGCAGUAUCUGGCCUUGACCCCGAGGAAGAAGAGGCCCUAUGACAACUGGCUGGAGGGUAUGCCACGCUUUCUGGCUGGGCUGGUUUUCCAGCCUUGCGCCCACUGCCUGGGAGCCUUGGUGGGGCCGGCGCCCGCCACGGUGGCAGGCAGGAAGCAGAAGGUGCUCACCAGGUACCUGCAGCGCCUGCAGCCGGGGACGCUGCGGGCCGGGAAGCUGCUGGAGUUGUUACAUUGCGCCCACGAGACACAGGAGCUCGGGAUUUGGCAGCAUGUGACGUGCCAGCUGCCUGUGUGCCUCUCUUUUGUGGGCACCCGGCUCACGCCUCCUGAUGUGCACAUCCUGGCCAGGGCCCUGGAGGCAGCCGGCCAACAUUUCUCCCUGGACCUUCGCAAAACUGCCAUCGAGCCCUCUGGGCUGGGGAGCCUCGUGGGACUCAGCUGUGUCACCUAUUUCAGGGCUGCCUUGAGUGACACGCGGGUGCUAUGGGAGUCCCUGAAACGGUGUGGGGAGACCCAGCUGCUCCAGGCGGCAGAGGACAAAUUCACCAUCGAGCCAUUCAAAGCCAAGUCGUUGAAGGACGUGGAAGACCUAGGCAACCUUGUGCAGACCCAGAGGCUGAGCAGUUCCGCAGAGGACAGAGCUGGGGCCCUUCCUGCCGUCCGAGACCUGAAGAAGCUGGAGUUUGCGUUGGGCCCCAUCUUGGGCCCCCAGGCGUUCCCCAAACUGGCCAGCUUCCUCCCUGCUUUUUCCUCCCUGCAGCAUCUGGACCUGGACUCACUGAGCGAGAACAAGAUUGGCGAUGAGGGGGUGUCACAGCUCUCUGCUAUCUUCCCACAGCUGAAGGUUCUGGAGACACUCAACCUCUCCCAGAACAGCAUCACGGAUGUGGGCGCCUGCAAGCUUGCUGAGGCCCUGCCCUCCCUCGCCACCUCCCUCCUCAGGCUCAGCUUGUAUAAUAACUGUAUCUGUGACGUGGGAGCCGGGAGCCUGGCCCGUGUACUUCCAGACAUGGUGUCCCUGCGGGUGAUGGAUGUCCAGUUCAAUAAGUUCACGGCCACCGGUGCCCAGCAGCUGGCUGCCAGCCUGCAGAAGUGUCCUCAUGUGGAGACGCUCGCGAUGUGGACACCCACCAUCCCCUUUGGUGUCCAGGAACACCUGCAGCAGCUAGAUGCCCGGAUCAGCUUGAGAUAACCCCACUGUGCCCUGGACAAGUACGGACUCUGAGAACACCGAUGAUGCCAGAUUUGAACUGGGUGGCGUGGACUCAGCUCUUCUCCAGCUGUAUCACAUGAGCCUCCGCGUCUUGAUACCACCCUCUGCU
Messenger RNA from Jaculus jaculus (lesser Egyptian jerboa), 3724 nucleotides. It is a transcript of the gene Ciita, whose product is annotated as class II major histocompatibility complex transactivator. Lineage: Eukaryota; Metazoa; Chordata; Mammalia; Rodentia; Dipodidae. The record is from RefSeq and is a predicted model, not a curated record. Gene Ontology annotation, molecular function: ATP binding; protein binding. Gene Ontology annotation, biological process: positive regulation of transcription by RNA polymerase II; positive regulation of MHC class II biosynthetic process; inflammatory response. The coding region runs from base 1 to 3594 and encodes 1197 amino acids. The transcript is spliced from 20 exons.